AAUGCAUCAGCGGAUCAUCAGCGGGAAACCAAAAUGGCGAACGUGUUGGGGGAAAAUGAACCGUUUGUUAUUUUCUGAGAGAGGCAGCAGCUCCGCUAGUUUCCGCGAUACACUUUGAAAUAACACGUAACCACAGAAGAAACGGGAAAACAGCGGACACCCAUAAACCUUUUAUUUUUUUGUUGUGCGGGUCAUCUGUAAAAGCGGAGGUGACCGAAUGAGAGACUCAGGGGUUGUGGAUCACCUGUCUGUCCAUCACAGAGCUCAACCACAGCAGCAGCAGGCCCCGUCCUUGUCCCCCACUCGCCUCUCUUUGAGGGGAGAGUAUGGAGAGGACAGCAUGUCGGACAGGUUUACAGAGGGACAGGACGUCUUGGCCCGAUGGUCAGAUGGCUUGUUCUACUUGGGGACUAUCACAAAGAUAGAUCUGGAUAAGCAGCGAUGCUUUGUGGUUUUUGAGGAUCAGUCGAAGUCUUGGGUGCUGUGGAAGGACAUUCAGACAGGGGAUGAAGAUGAUGAGGAUGAUGAGGACGACGACAUUGUGUGCUCCAUAUGCCAGGAUGAAACUUCAGAGGAACCCAAUGAGAUUGUUAUUUGUGACAAGUGUGGACAAGGCUACCAUCAGCUGUGCCACUCCCCCAUCAUCGAUGCCUGUGUCAUUGACUCGGAUGAUAAAUGGCUCUGCACAGAGUGUGCGCUCGCUUCUAUGACUAAGAGAGGGGGUUCACACAGGAAGAGUGCGUCUGCAAAAGGCUUUGCGGAGCACGAGCAGCAGCAGCAGCAGCAGCAGCAGCACAUGGGGCUGCACCUGUCCUUCCCCUAUGCUCUGGAGGAUCUGCUGUGGGACCAGGGCCACAAGACUAACAACCAGAAGUGCUACUGCUACUGUGGAGGUCCAGGAGACUGGUACCUGAAGAUGCUGCAGUGUGACAGGUGUCAGCAGUGGUUCCACGAGGCCUGUCUUCAUUGCUUACAGAUGCCCAUGCUCUACGGAGAUAGGUUUUAUCUGUUCGUUUGUUCUGUUUGCAACGGGGGACCAGAGUACCUGAGCAGACUCUCUCUCUGCUGGGAUGAUGUCACACACCUGAGCCUGUACAACCUGAGUGUGAUUCACAAGAAGAAGUACUUUGACUCUGAGAUGGACCUGAUGGUAUACAUCAAUGAUAACUGGGAGCUGCUGCAGCUGGGGGAGCUCGCCAACACUCGGAGAUCAGAGCGAUACGAUAGGGUUCUGGAGGCAUUAAACAACAACAGCAGCAUGUUCAUGUCAGGGAAGGAGGUGAAGAAGAAGAAGCACUUGUUUGGACUGAGAAUCCGUUUCCCUCCUGCCCCUCCCAACUCUGAUGAGCCAACCAUCAGAGAGAUGGAGAGGGCUUCACAUGAGAUCACCAUUAAGGGAUGCAAGCCCACCAAAGCCCUAUCUGACAUGAGAACUUGCAGUACUUUAACCAAUGGCACAGAGAAGAAGAAGAAAAAGAGGAAGCAAGGAGCACAUUCUCUGUCUAAACCACAACGCUCCACUGAACUCUUAUCCCAGGAAAUGAGAAAACCUCUACCACUGGAGGCCCACACAUUGGAUCAAUUAACCUCUAUCAAGAACGAGAGGUCUCUGCUGUCCUCAGAUGUGGAAUCCAUAGGGGCCCUGAGCACCACAGAAACUACCUCAACUAGCAUUUCAAGACCGUCUAGCCUCUGUAGCUCCAGCAAGACCCGCACUACAGCCAGCACCAUACCUGUUUCUGCUCCACCCUUAAAAAGAAAACGUGGGCGACCACGACGGGCCCUGCAGCCACCCAACCCAGAAAUCCCCCCUCCCAUCCACACUGACCCAGACCCAUCAGCUACAGAGGUGCUGAGCCCACUCCCAGGGCUUCACUCUACAGACAUAGUUCAUGGCAUGGACCCCAACAGCCAGCUCUCCCACCUCAAGAGCUCCAUCAGCAGCUAUUUUGGAGCAGCAGGACGGCUUGCCUGUGGGGAAAAGUACAAAGUCCUGGCACGACGGGUCACUCUGGACGGCAAGGUGCAGUACCUGGUGGAGUGGGAAGGAGUCACCGCCUCCUAGACUGCUAAUCGUCAACAUCAUUUCCGACCAGCGGCUGCAGGAGGUUUACAGCUGUGCUGAGGACAAAUAACACAGCAGGCGUUCAGAGCAUUAACUGAUAUAUGCCUUUUGUUUAGUUUAGAGAGGAGCAAGUCUUGCCUGAUAAUCUCACUGUAAAGCCUUUUAGGUCGUUACAGUCCAGGGUGAUCAUUAAUUUGUGCAUACAUGUCUUUUUCAUGUAAAAAAAAUAGCUAUUCAUUCUAAAGGAAGAAAGCAUGUCAUUAGAAAACAUUUUUGUUAUUCUGCUUCUAGCUUCAAUAUCUGCUUCAGUUGACAGAAUUCUUUAUUUUUCAGAGGCAAAUGCUUGAUCACUGCACUGCAUCUGAAGGCUUACAGUGACUUGUUAUUUGUGCUUUAUUUUAAAUUCAGUGAUGUGCUUUUCAUUUCCAGAACAGUUCAGUAAGAAACGAUGUGCUUUUUGAACGAAUGUAGUUGGUCAGGCAUCACGUUUUUGAAUCAUGGAGGAUAAGAGAAAGAGGGGUAUUUUUAAUUUCACAUCAUGCAUUGAACAAUGACGUGUGUUUAGGUUAACAUUUAUAUUCUUUAAUUUCUUUAUAAACAAAUGUGUUAAUUUACAACCAUGUCCCCUCCUUGUCUAGUCCCAGCUUUGAGUCCCUUGUUGCCUCGAGCAGACAUAUUCGCCAGUUGUGUUUCGGGAAGCGUGCUCAUGUUCAGGAAGAGCUACAAACAAAAGAGAUGCUGCGGAGAAUGUUCAUUUUAUAUAGACUUUAACUACAUUUAUUUCUUACCUUCUUUCUCAUUUGACUUUUUCUGUUCAGCAGGGCAGUUGUCUCUAAUUUCUGAUUUUAUUUUUUUUGUAGUAUUGAUGGCACAUAUCAAAAAUCCGUCAGGCUGUCAUCUCAUUUAAAACUGAUGAUUUGAGCUUCUCAGUUCAGACAUGGCAGCAUUUUCAUCAAGUGUUAAGGUUUUGGGUUUUUUUUUAGUACUGUUUUACUUUGAUCAUAACUGUUUAAACUUACAUGUGGUAUUAUAAAAAAUAACCUCUCCAAAAGGAGUGUAAUUUAAUUGCAUAAAUGUUCAGAAGCCCAAGAGAAGAUGUCCCAAAAUUUUAGUUUGAAAUCGAUAAUAUGAUUGUUAACCUCUGAAAUCUUUAAGGACCUAUUUAGUUUUAACUUUAUCUGAUAGUAAUUCAUAAAUAAAGUGUUGAUAUUAUUAAUGUUUAUUUACCCAUUUCAUAUUAAGAUUUGUUUUUGUGUUUCUGCUGCCUAUGCAAGUAAGUCCAGGAUCAUGUUGUUCAAUGGUAUAAUUUGGCCAUAUGACUUUACAAUGGGGAGUUCCAGCAUUCUUAUGUGAUAAUUAAUCUCUAUUGUAUUUUCUUUGUUUAUGUGAUGGGUGAAAACAAACAAAUUUAAAUUCCAUAACGCACUUGGAUUUUAACAGUCAUGUAGUCUACACACUCAGGAUAUGCCCCAGAACUUCACUGCAUUAUAAAGGCCAUCAUCUGCAGCUUGACAGGAAGUUUUGAUAGAAGUUAUUCUGUGUUUUGGUCAGUAUUUAAAUGUAAUAUGCUGCAUUUCUCAUAUUGCUUUUUCCCCAUACUGGUAUGUAUGCAUGUUUCUUUUUUUCUAUAAGCAACAUUAAAUUGUAGUCCAUUUUUUACUGCUACACUUGCUUAUUCAAACUGAGUCAGAAAACAACCACUGGAAAACUAAUAUGCUGUAUGUAACUACAAGAGGUAAUUAUUUAGUUUGUGUGGCUAUCUGUAUUAUGGGACGUUUGUGGUUUUGUACAAAUGGACAGACCUUUUUGACAUUGAUACCUCUUCAUUGUAUGGAUGUAGACAUUGAGUUUGAAGCUUCUCUCUUCUGUUCAGCCGGUUAAAGACGACAUGUUGCUAUCACUGGCUUUCAGCAGGCUUCUGUAGCCAAAGAACACAACCUCUGCUUUGUCUCCUUGAGAUUCUUCUUAUUACAUUUUUAUACAUCAUGAUAUAGGUUGACGUGUUACUUCUGAACCUGUUUAGUAAAAAGACAAAUAAAAUCCGAUAUUUUUAA
This is a messenger RNA of Labrus mixtus (cuckoo wrasse), 4119 nucleotides long. It is a transcript of the gene mtf2, whose product is annotated as metal response element binding transcription factor 2. Gene Ontology annotation, biological process: chromatin organization; regulation of DNA-templated transcription. Gene Ontology annotation, cellular component: nucleus. Lineage: Eukaryota; Metazoa; Chordata; Actinopteri; Labriformes; Labridae. The record is from RefSeq and is a predicted model, not a curated record. The transcript has 15 exons. Gene Ontology annotation, molecular function: chromatin binding; DNA binding. The coding region runs from base 218 to 2065 and encodes 615 amino acids.